Molecule: messenger RNA, 596 nt
Organism: Andrographis paniculata
Lineage: Eukaryota; Viridiplantae; Streptophyta; Magnoliopsida; Lamiales; Acanthaceae
Product: cysteine-rich and transmembrane domain-containing protein WIH2-like
Exons: 3
Coding region: 124-393 (89 amino acids)
Cellular component (GO): plasma membrane
Source: RefSeq, a predicted model, not a curated record
ACCUUCUCUCUCUCAUACAUUGCGUAAACCUCCCUCCAUUACCAUUUCUAUUUCCAUUUCCUAGUCGCUGUUUUCCCCAAAUAUACCCAAUCCGAAGGAUUCCGAGAUUUUUUCAGAUUAAUCAUGAGCUAUUACAAUCAGAAUCAGCCUCCGGUCGGCGUUCCUCCUCCUCAGGGAUAUCCGCCGGAGGGGCAGCCGAAGGACGCGUAUCCUCCUCCGGGAUACCCGCCGCAGGGAUACGGAUACCCACAGCAGGGGUAUCCGCCGCAGGGAUACGCGCCGCCGCAGUACGCCCAGCCGCCGCCUCAGCAGCAGUCCAGCGGCAGUACCGGCUGCCUUCAAGGAUGUUUGGCUGCUCUGUGCUGUUGUUGCUUGCUGGAUGCUUGCUUCUGAAUUUAUUUCAUUUCUGAAGAUGAAUUGGAUUGAGUAUAUCAAAGUCAAUCAAUCAACUCCCUACCCAAAAAACAAGAAGAAGAAGAAGAAGAAAAGUGAUGAAUGGUUUGUAAUUGAUCCAUUACAAUUGCAAGUAUAAAGAGUUUAUAUUUGACAUGGAGUUUCUUGAAAAUUUCAAUUAAUUAAUUGCCUUCUUUUGAUUA